This is a messenger RNA of Prorocentrum cordatum, 5946 nucleotides long. Lineage: Eukaryota; Dinophyceae; Prorocentrales; Prorocentraceae. The record is from the annotation of a GenBank genome assembly.
CGGGCUGGCGAUGGCGAGCCCAGCUGGGCCUGGCGGUCAUCGGCGCCCUCAGUGGCGUGGGAGCCUGGAGGGCCGAGACUGGCCGGGCGCGGCUGGAGUGGGCCGCCAUGUCCUUACUGGCCUUCGGCAUACUGGGAUGGUGGCUUGGGGCCUUGGGCCCCUGGACGACGCACGGCGGAGGCAGCAGCGGCGAGGAGAGCGACGAGGUGCGGCGCCUGCGCGAGGAGCUGGAGGCGCUGAGGGCUCGGCUGCCUGCCGACGGCGACGGAGGCGACGCGGGGGCCUCAGAGGCUGCCGCGGCGGACGCGGGCGACGCAGUCCCGCCUGGCCUCGCGGCUCCACUCACAGGAGGCUGGCCGCACGGGAUCCCGCCGCUAGGACCCUCGGCUGCCAGCGGAGGCGCAGGCACCGCGGCCGCUCCCGCAGGCUCGGCAGCGCUGGGCGACCUGGCGGCCUGGUGCGGCGCAGCUCCCGCCCACGGAGGGGCGGACGCAGGAUGCGGGCCGCCUCGGAUGCAUGCCCCGCUGUCGGACGGUGGUGCGACCAGGACGGCUGCGGCGCAGGUGAAGACGCUGUUGAGCGGGUUCGCCGCCGGGGCAAGGAGCGACCCCAUGUGGGCUCAGCGCUUCUGGGCGGCGGUGGCCGACCUGGAGGCAGCGGGGGCUCUCCCUGGGGCCGUGCUGGUGACCCUCAAGGGGUACGGCUACCUGGGCCGCGAGACGGCGGGAGCGCCUCGUCUGGGCGAGCUGCUGGCCGCGCUGGAGGCCAUGAGCACGGCGACCGUGCCCCUGGGAGGCUCGGGCGGCUUCGCCACGCCUGCCGGCGGCCUGGCCGCGUCGGGCGGCGGCAGCUGCGACAUGCGCUGGGGUGCGGCUUUGCCCCCAGACAUGCAGAGGGCGGCGCCAGAGAUCUACCGCGCCAUGCGCGCCGAGGGCAGCAGUGGUGCGCGGGACUGGCUGAGUGUUCGUUACACAGGGUCCCGCACGAGUGGCACGUGGACCGACCUGUGGACGAUGGCGACGGCUAUCGACUUCAAGCUCAGAACCUGCCAGAGCGACGAGGAGCUGAUGCGGACCCUCGGCACGGACGAUAUGCUCGAGCUGUCCCUCCGGAGGCUGGCUUCCUUCGUCUACGAGGUGAGGAGCGGCGACAAAGCGGGUGCCGCUCACAUGCUGGGAGUGGCCCCGCCUGGAGGGCAGACCGACAUCGCCCCGACCUGGCUCGUACAGGCGGCCUCCAGCCACAGCAAGCUGGAACACCAACGACGGGAGCGCGCCGAGGCAGAACUCCGCUCGAGGCGCAAGGCCGACAAGGGCAAGGACAAGGAUGGCAAGAGGGAGAAGAAGGGCAAGGGGGGCGGUGUAUGGGUGCCGACCGCGCACCCGGGCAAGGAGGCGUUCAAGGAGCUGAUGGAGGUCAUGCAGAUCUCCGAGAAGUUCUUGCCCAUCAGGUACCGCUCCAAGCUUCGAGUUUGGGAGUGGGCCAACCAGUUCCUCCGCGGGGUGAACUCGAUGUACGGAGGGGACUGUCGAGAACUCACACGCCGCCCUUUUGUUGGACCUUUGACGAUGAAGACUUGGGCGGCGAUCGAGCGCUCGCAUCGCCUAGCUUUGCGCGAGGCGAAGCGCAUGUGUCAGGCGCGCCGGGAUUUCGAUCCGACUGGCGUCCAGGCUCUGCUCGCAUUGGCGGGGCCCGCAGCGGAGGAAGAGUGCGGCCAGAGCAGGAGGGUCACGCCCCACGUGACGCUGAAGGCCUGGGCCGUAGACGAGCCCGUGUCGGACAGGAAGGUCAGGAUGCUGGAGGCCCUCGACCCCGAGGAGGCGACCUUCUACGAGCUGGAGAGCAACGUCAUGGCCGACCCGGAGACGCGGAGCCAGGUGAUCUUCAAGGAGCUGGAGACCAAGUACGGCUUCCUGGGGAUCCUGAUGACCUGCGCUUUCAACUACAUGACGAGGGAGGUGCAGGAGCGCGAGGAGCACGGCCUUCACGGGGGAGGAGCCCUCCUACGGCUGCACGCCGGUGGCGAUGCGAUCGCGGGGGCCGCGCUGGACGAGUCCAACGCUUUCUCCUACGUGGAGGUGCCGAGCUGGAUGUGGCCAUGGCAGGCCGCUCCCCCCGUGCUGGCGGCGGACGUGUGGGACCUCCUGGACGUCAAGCAGCAGCUGGAGGUGAGGCCGCAGGAGUGGAUCUACCCGAUGUGGACCCGCCUGGUCAUGGGCAACUCCCACUCGGUGCACGUGCUGAUGAAUAUCAACAUGAGGGUCGUGGGUAUGACGUUGCAUCACCACUUGAACAUCGGGAAGACCGAGGCUUUCGACUCAACCGAGGAGUGCCAGCUCUGCGCUGGCGGCGAGGACGAGGACUGGGUGGCGCGCCAGGCCCUGCGGCGCCAGGCGACCGCCCCGUCCGUCGGAUACGGAGUGCAGGAGUGGUGCAGCGUAGUACGGGCGGCGAAGGCGUCUCGCCGACGUGUGUUCGUGGUGCUGCACCUCUUCUCGGGCCCACGGCGCGCAGGCGACCUGGAGGAGCACCUGACCGAGCUGGGCAGGGACGAGGACCUGGAAGUCCUCGUGCUGUCGUGCGACCUCGGGUUCGACUCGCGCUGGGACCUGACCAAGCAGGACACCUUCGACCUCCUCAUGACGCUGAUCGAGGAGGGUUUGGUGGACGCGGUGGUCGGAGGCCCACCCUGUGCCACGUGGAGCCGCGCCCGCUUCGUCGACAUGGCGGGCGGACGAGGGCCGCGCCCCCUCAGGCGGCGAGGGAUGUGGGCUUGGGGAGUCCCAGCCCACACGCUGACCGCCUACGAGAAGCAGCGCCUGGACGAGGGCAACGUGGCCAUGCUGAACUUCCUGUCCUUCUGCGAGGCCGUGGCGCUUCGCGGAGGACUCUGGCUCAUGGAGCAUCCCGAGGACCCAGGGGAGGAUCCUUUCCCGUCGGUGUGGGCGACGGACUUGGAGCGAGCGCUGGAGGAGAGAACGGGGGCUACGAGAGCAGUCUUCGACCAGUGCACCUACGGCAGCCCCACCCGGAAGCCCACGUGUCUCGCCGGCAACUUAUACCACCUGGAGAUGCUCGACGGCCGCCGCUGUCGAGGAGACCACCGCCACGAAGUGAGCGUUGGGAAGCAAAACGGGAAGUUUGUUUCGGCCCGCCUGGCCGCCUACCCCGACAGGCUCUGCCGUGCGAUUGCCGGCCUCCUUGUGAUGAACUUCAAGAGGAUGCUGGCAGAAGGGAGCGGCCCUACGGGGCAUUUGAGAGCAGACAUCGCGGUCCGACGCAUAGGAGACUACUCGAGACGGACAGCGGGAGCCAAUUCCAAAGGCCUACUGGUGUUGAACGAAGUUUCGGCGAGGGGCAGGAACGCGAUCCUGCGAGAGGCGGACAUCGGCGUCUACUUGCACAUCGACGACUGCCUGUUCAUGUCCCAGCUGAAGGAGCGGCCCGAGUCGGAGUUGGAGUGCGACGUGGCCCUCCACAAGUCCGCCGAGGCGCUGGAGAGGAUCGGUUUCCUGGUCAAGGACCGUCGGAAGAGGGGCGAGAUGACCAAGAUCAUUGGUUACGAGCUGGAGGAGAGGCCGGCGAGGGCGCGGGUCCCUGCCGCGAAGGCCCUCCUGCUCUACCGCGCCCUGGAGCACCUCACCCGCCAGCACGUGGUGAACCUGGACAGCCUGAGGUCCGUCAUCGGCGUCUGGAUCUGGGCGGCGCUCGUGGCCAGACACUGGCUGGCCGCCCCCCAGCACAUCUUCGCCUUCGCCGCACUCGAGGGCCCGAGACGACGCCGGUGGUGGAGCUCGGCUCGACGGGAGGCAGUGGCCAUGAUGAGGGGGGUGAUGGGCCUCUACGCCGACUUGGGCGCGCCCUUCUACCCCGUCACCCUCGCGACGGACGCGGAGGGCGACAACGCGGUGGACGCGGGCGGCUUCGGAGUGGUCGGCGCCCUGCUUCCCGCGGAGGUCCAGGAGGCCAUGUGGGAGGCGGGGCUCAGACCAGGGAAGGCGCUGCUGCGCAACGGCCAGAUCGAGAAGGUGGUCAAGCGCGGCGUCCGCACCUUGAAGGCUUUCACUCCUGUGAGUGCGAUCCCCGCCGAGGCGCUGAGCUCAGACAUCGAGUGGACCGAGCUGCUGGCCGGGAGGUGGAGGUUUGCCGACCACAUCACCCUGGGCGAGGCUCGAGCCGCACUAGUGCCGCUGGAAAGGCUAGCCUGGGCGAGCCACGCCCACCGCACCAAAGUGAUGAGUAUGGAAGACAACAUGGUAACUGCUUGGGCGUUCGCCAAGGGGAGGUCGACCUCUGGAGGCCUCAACUACGUACUACGGAAGCGAGCGGCGCUCUCGGCCAUCACAGACAUACGGCAGCACCUACCGUGGGUGGACACGGAGAGGCAGCCCGCCGAUCAGCUCUCACGAUCGAGACCAUGUUUCGACGCUUUCUCGAAGGAGCCCAGGCCCGAGGGGCCGCCAGCAGCCGCAGUCGACCCCCACCUGGAGGGCAGGGUCACCGCGAAGACGCUGGACCACUAUAAAGUUGCAGCCGCCCGCCUGGUGUCGUGGCGCCAGCUGCACCACGCGUCUCCGUGGACACCGGACGAGUGGGACGACGCGCUGAUUGAAUUCAAACAUAGCCUACGCGAGGAGCUGACGAGGGCGCAGUUCAUCACCACCGUCAGCGCGCUGGAGUUCCGUUUCCCGAGGCUGAAGGGCAAGCUGGCCUGCGCGCGCGCCGCCAUCAGAGGAUGGACGAUCCUGAACCCUGUCAGGCACACCGUCCCCAUGACGUCGAGACCGAGCAGAUGGAUGGCAGUACAGAUCGCCAGCCGAGGACGGCCGCGCCUGGGCGCAGGCGUCGCGCUCCAGGCCCACGUGGGCCUGCGGCCGUCCGAGAUGCUGGGGCUCACGGUGGACGACCUGACCUUCCCAGAGGUCUAUCGGAGGGAGCUCAUGGAGAUCCAGAAGGGGCACGGGCUCGACACAAGGGGCCAGCUCGAGGGGCUCACGAUCAUCGCCAGCCUCCUGGUCCAAGCGUCGCCAGCGGCCCAGGCGCCCGUCCCGCCGCUGCCCUGUGGGGCCUCCUGGCGGGCGGAGACGCCGCCAGCCGCCGCGGCGCCGCCUGGGGCCGCGGCCGGGGGGAUCGCGCCCAUGCAGCUGGCCGCGCCAGUGGAGCAGCCCGCCACCGUGCCGCGGGGGAGCGCGGCCGUGCCUAGGGCACCGCCACGCCGCCGCGGCUGGGCGCACUGGCUGGGUGGCCUAGCCGCCGCACGCGCGGCGUCUUCGAGGCACCUGAUGAUGCUGCUCGCCAUCCUGGCGGUCCUCCCCGCAGCCCUCUUUCCGACGGCGACGAGGGCGGUGCGCGCAGCCACCGACCUUGUGGAGGGCGUGGGAGGAGCCGCCAGCAGGGUGCUCGCGUCGGGCGCCAACGUGACCGACUCGGCGGCCAAGUUCGUGGCGGCCAUCACGGAUGGCUCCCUCUCCUUGGGCGAGACGGCGUGGCGCGGCUACGACCUGCUGAACGUAUCGGCCACCUGUAAGUCAGGGCGCCUCUUCCUCGACUCGGGAGAGGACAUCGAGGCGCUCGUGCUCAGCGAGAAGGGGAGCAACAUCCUGCAGCUCCCCGCCGAGUGGACCCAGGAGCUGGUGGCGGCCAUACGUGUCGUGGCGCCUGGGCGCCCCGUGGUGGACAGUGACUACCAGAAGUUUCACCCGAAUGGCGACUUCCAGUCGCUCAGCAUUCAGGUCCGCUGGUUGAGGACGGGCCACGUGGCUCUAGCCUGGCGCGCGGCGAACGUGACUUUUCGACCCCGCUGGGCGAAUCCGACCUGGGCGCUGAUGGGCUACGACUUCGGACCUCAGGCUUCAGAGAUAGGACGGACGUUGCAAUCCCUCGUGCAAGACACGAUGGCGCCGCCCAACCUGAGCCUGACAAUCGCAGACAUCGAAGAUGCCCCAG